CUCGCUCCCGGACACCUGAGCUAAUCUAAACACUAUCUCGUUUAAUGGUUCCUAGAGUUAAUUGCUGUAUGCUGACAAAACCUACGUGUGUUUAAACGAAUGUACGUCGAAUUUUAAAUUUCUGUUUUAAAUUACUCGAAUAUUCAUCGUGAUUCCUAUUGGAAAUUCCCUGAAGUUCCAGUGCACUGAGAAGUGUUGCCAAGUAUAUUGUAUCAGAACCAAAUUGGCCAGACACCGUGGGGAGUAUAUAUGUUUAUCUCCUACAAAGCAUCCCUCGUGGAUUACUUUAUAAAGGAUCUCGAGGAGGGAAAGCUGAUGUUCCAGAAAUGCGGUGGUGAAAUCACGUGUAUAUCACGAGAGCUCCAUGAAAUUGAAGGCAAGUGGAAACGUGACAUGGUGAUAGCCGUGCUAUGGUUUCCGGACGUCGCACGUGCCCAGAAAUGGCUGAUAAAUGACCCGAUCGCGCAGAGUCCUGACUGGCUGGAAGGUGCAGAAAUAGUAGUACUGCCGAUUGCAAAGGAACCGCCCUCAGAGAAAAAGAUGUUCCUUUUCAUCGACCUAGAGAUUCAUGACGCAGCAAAAUUUCAUCAGUAUAUGGAGACGCUGCAGCCGAGUCUAGAGGACGUGGGCUGCACUCCCACCGUGGUGGUCACUCCUACCCCGGUUAACUCUCGUGGUGACCAAUGGGUCCCGCGGUUUGUAGUGGUCCAUCAGUGGGACAACAUGGAAAACUUCAACAAUUUCUACAAUUCUGAAGAAUAUCGACCAUUAAAAGACCUAAGACACAGCUGCGCACAGAGCAACAUGGUUUUAUUCUCCAACGACGUGUCCAUAGCAACGCAGGCCUCGCCAUCGUGACCUCUCUUCGAAAUUCUAGCCGUAUUUAUCAGACGUAUUUAUCAGGUUGCGCGCUGAACGAAGAUAAUGUAAGAGACUUCUAAUGGGCAGGAAGAAAGAUAAAUGUUAAUACUUUAUAAAGAUAUAAAUAUGAAAAUCUUUUCUUAAAAAACCUAUGGAGGUUGUGGUUGUUCACCUGCAACCCCCCCAGGUUGCCGACACACACGCCAUCGCGCAGGUGGCCUUUAACAAGCACAUGCUGACGCUAAUUGUGUUUGAAUUUUGUGACAUUUGGUGGAGUCUUUUUAAUGUUAUGGUCAUUUUUACCCAUGUGAAAAUCACUGUGAAACGUCAGAUUUCCGAAAUUUGAGGGUGUGCAUACUUUGAAUUUAAAUAAAUGGUAUA
This is a messenger RNA of Lingula anatina, 1242 nucleotides long. RefSeq lists its product as uncharacterized. Lineage: Eukaryota; Metazoa; Brachiopoda; Lingulata; Lingulida; Lingulidae. The record is from RefSeq and is a predicted model, not a curated record.